Megalops cyprinoides (Indo-Pacific tarpon) is the source of this 1774-nucleotide messenger RNA. RefSeq names its product XK-related protein 7-like. Gene Ontology annotation, biological process: engulfment of apoptotic cell; apoptotic process involved in development; phosphatidylserine exposure on apoptotic cell surface. The record is from RefSeq and is a predicted model, not a curated record. Gene Ontology annotation, molecular function: protein binding. Gene Ontology annotation, cellular component: plasma membrane. The coding region runs from base 3 to 1697 and encodes 564 amino acids. Lineage: Eukaryota; Metazoa; Chordata; Actinopteri; Elopiformes; Megalopidae. The transcript is spliced from 3 exons.
ACAUGGCCGCUAAAUCGGAUGGAGCAGCCGUGUCUUUGCAGAAUGAGACCCCAUCGCGGAGUCUGCCAAGUCCGGAACAGCGCCCGCUUCAGUAUCGCCAUGCCGGAAAACGCUACUCACUCCUGGAUUGCUGCUGGGUGCUGUGCGCCCUCCUGGUCUUUUUCUCGGACGGAGCCACCGACCUGUGGCUGGCCGCGGACUACUACCUGAGGCGGGACUACCGGUGGUUCGCCUUGACGCUGGUCUUCGUGGUGGUCCCCUCCGUGGUGGUGCAGGUUUUAAGUUUCAGGUGGUUUGUCUACGAUUACUCGGAUAUGAACAGCAGCGGGAGCGGAGCUGCUGCCGUAAGUGCUGCCGCGGCAGCCUCCGCCGGAGAGAGUAAUUUCAGCACCAAGGGCAGCGGUCAGCGGGACGCAGGCAGCUCUGCCGGGGCUGGGGCACUGCCUGUCACGGGCACUAGGAGCGGCGCCCAGAAGUGCUGCAGAGCUUGUGUAUGGCUGUUUCAGGGCGUCAUUCACAUCCUGCAGCUGGGACAGGCCUGGAGGUACCUGCACGCCCUGUACCUGGGCAUUCAGAGCCGCUGGAGGGGGGAGCACGAGCGGCAGCGGUACUACUGGCGCAUGAUGUUCGAGAGCGCCGACAUCAACAUGCUGCGGCUGCUGGAGGUGUUCCUGAAGAGCGCCCCCCAGCUGGUGCUGCAGCUCAGCAUCAUGAUCCACAGCAACCAGGUCCAGCCCCUGCAGGGUCUGUCGGCCUCUGCCUCUCUGGUGUCUCUGGCCUGGAUGGUGGCCUCGUAUCAGAAGGCCCUGCGUGACUCGCGGGAUGACAAGAUGCCCAUGUCCUACAAGGCGGUGAUCGUGCAGAUGCUGUGGCACCUCUUCACCAUCGGGGCGCGCACCAUCGCCUUUGCGCUCUUCGCCUCCGUGUUCCAGCUCUACUUUGGCAUCUUCAUUGUCACGCACUGGUGCGUCAUGACCUUCUGGAUCAUCCAGGGCGAGACGGACUUCUGCAUGUCCAAGUGGGAGGAGAUCAUAUACAACAUGAUGGUGGGCAUUAUCUAUAUCUUCUGCUGGUUCAACGUGAAGGAGAGCCGGGCCCGCUGCCGCCUGCUGGCAUACUGCAUGCUGACGCUGGCGGAGAACACCGCCCUCACCACGCUCUGGUUCCUGCACCGCGGCCCACAGACCUCCGACUUCUGCGCCCUGGUGGUGGUGUGUGUGGUGGUGUGCAGCUACGCUUUCGGCACCUUCUUCAUGUUCAUCUACUACUGCCUGCUUCACCCGAACGGCGCCAUCUCCGGGACUCAGUGGGGCUGCAUCGGGGACACAAGGGCGGAGCCCGCCACCUCCCCCGGCCCACUGCCGGACCCCGUCACCAGCCCCCCCCGGACGCUGCAGAGGACUACGGGGGUGGACCGGGAGCAGGCGCCGGGUGACAGGGACAGCUGCCCUCCCGUGUUCCAGGUCCGGCCCUGUGCGCUGCCCACCCCCACACCCCGCCCCCCACGGACAGAAAGGCCGGUCAUCCGCAUAGACCUGCCCAGGAAGCGCUACCCGGCCUGGGAUGCCCAUUUCAUCGACCGCCGUCUGCGGAAGACCAUCCUGGUGCUGGAGUCCACCGCCCCCAUCACGCCACGUCUGCAGUACCGUUCCCUGGCUACCUCCAAGGAGGUGCUGGAGUACGAGACCACCGUGUGACCCAUGGCCAGCUGGCAUGCUCGCUUAACCGGUCCUGCCAGAGGUAGCCAGUGGCAGUGUCCUGGGAGCUUCCUCUA